Penicillium paradoxum is the source of this 1065-nucleotide messenger RNA. It is a transcript of the gene usgS, whose product is annotated as transmembrane protein UsgS. The coding region runs from base 1 to 1065 and encodes 354 amino acids. NCBI's taxonomy places the organism in Eukaryota, Fungi, Ascomycota, Eurotiomycetes, Eurotiales, Aspergillaceae. The transcript has 5 exons. The record is from RefSeq and is a predicted model, not a curated record.
AUGUCGAACUUUGAGCUGAAUGCCGUGAUCCGCGGCUUCCAGCUCACAUUGGUAGGAACUGUUCGUGCAUUAUCCAACCCUGAACUAUUCAAGUAUGACCAUUUCCGCCAAGCAGGUCUCGCGAUAGCUGUGGGCAUCAUUAUUCAAUUGAUCAUCCAGAUCCCAGUCUUCAUCUACAUCUUAUCAUGGGUGAUCGACCUAGAGGAGGCAGUCUGGGACGACAAGCUUCUCAAUGGCCUUGAGUUCAUGUCCACGUCUGUACUUCAGGUACCUUUCCUGCUCAUGACUUUGAUGCGAUAUGUGACUCCCACGCUGGAUGAAAUCUUCAUGCAGUCAAUUCAAUGGGUGGACGCCACAUACCUCCAGAAACAUAAAGCGGAGGAUCCUAACAAACUUCGCUCCCUAUACUACCCCCAUCUCAUCCAAUACACAACGAAAGCUGGCUCCCGGCCGAUUCCAGAAGCAUUGAAGUCAUUCUUCAACCGCUAUGUGAAGAAGAUUGGCAUGAUGCUCGGCCUCUACCUUCUUUCCAUGGUUGUAAUCAUCGGUCGAUUUGUCAUGCCGGCAGCAAGUUUCUACACGUUCCGAAGCCACGUUGGCUCUGGCCCCGCAGCCGUUAUUUUCGGCGCGGGCUUGUUCCUGCCGAAGAACUGGAUCGUGAUGUUCCUUCACACCUACUUCUCUUCACGCAGUCUGAUGCGUGAGCUUCUCGAACCGUACUUCUGCCGAAUCAAAUUCACCGCCGAGCAAAAGCGUCGGUGGUUCCGAGACCGAGAGGGCGUCCUUUUCGGUUUUGCCUUCGCUUUCACCGUUCUGCUCCGCACUCCAUUUAUUGGCGUAUUGAUGUACGGAGUUGCUGAGGCAUCCACAGCGUACCUUGUCACCAAGAUUACCGACCCGCCUCCAGCUCCCGCCGACAGUGAAAACUUUGCAGAAAGCCAGGUCACCUGGAAGAACAAGCAUGACUUCUUGCGCUUGUCCCUUGACAACCUUGACAAGCUUAACGUGCACACAGAUGAGCGCGAUGACGAGGUCCCUAGCUCUCCUGGGAUCAAGUAUCAGUGA